AUCGCUCAAGCCUUUUCUUUAGUUUCAAAAUAAUUAUGUAAAUAUCUUUUUGUCAAAAGCAUAAAUAUCUAUAUUUGCUGAAAUGAAAGCCAACAAUAAUUUAUUUUUUAAUCGUCUCACAAUAUGUCUUUGCUCUGUCCUAUAAAAACACUCGACCUCCUCUGCUUCAAAAAUUCAAAACCAUUCCUUGGACUCCACUGUUUUAUUAUCCACCAUGAAAACUUGUUUGAUCUUCUUCCUCUACACAACAAUUCUCCAAUACUAUUUCCACUUCUCUGUGUCAUCAUUAUCAACACCUCUUCUCCUCCAUCUCUCCCACUCUCUCUCAACCUCAAAACACUCUUCAUCUCCUCUCCACCUUCUCAAAUCAUCCUCCUCCCGUUCCUCCGCCCGCUUCCGCCGCCACCACCACAAACAACAACAACAACAACUUUCACUCCCUAUCUCCUCCGGCAGCGAUUAUCUCAUCUCCCUCUCCGUCGGCUCCUCCUCCUCAGCCGUCUCCUUGUACUUGGACACCGGAAGCGACCUCGUUUGGUUCCCUUGCCGUCCUUUCACUUGCAUCCUCUGUGAAUCCAAACCACUCCCUCCUUCUCCUCCUUCAUCUCUCUCCUCCUCCGCCACCACCGUCUCCUGCUCCUCCCCUUCUUGCUCCGCCGCUCACUCUUCCCUUCCCUCCUCCGACCUCUGCGCUAUCUCCAACUGUCCUCUUGAUUUCAUCGAAACCGGAGAUUGCAACACUUCUUCUUACCCUUGUCCUCCUUUCUACUACGCUUACGGUGACGGCUCUCUCGUCGCAAAACUCUACUCCGACUCACUCUCUCUCCCUUCCGUCUCCGUCUCUAACUUCACCUUCGGCUGCGCUCACACCACUCUCGCUGAACCUAUCGGCGUCGCUGGAUUCGGCCGUGGACGUCUCUCUCUUCCCGCUCAGCUCGCUGUUCACUCUCCUCAUCUCGGUAAUAGCUUCUCUUAUUGUCUCGUCUCUCACUCUUUUGACUCGGACCGAGUCCGCCGUCCGAGUCCGCUCAUCCUCGGUCGCUUCGUCGAUAAAAAAGAGAAACGUGUCGGAACCACCGAUGAUCAUGAUGACGGUGAUGAUGAGAAGAAGAAGAAAAAUGAGUUCGUCUUCACAGAGAUGCUUGAAAACCCAAAGCAUCCCUACUUCUACUCUGUUUCACUCCAAGGAAUCUCAAUCGGAAAACGGAAUAUUCCAGCUCCGGCGAUGCUCAGAAGAAUUGACAAAAACGGUGGCGGAGGAGUUGUUGUUGACUCAGGGACAACGUUCACGAUGCUUCCGGCGAAAUUCUACAAUUCGGUGGUUGAAGAAUUCGAUAGUCGGGUCGGGCGGGUUCACGAACGGGCUGAUCGGGUCGAACCGAGUUCGGGUAUGAGUCCUUGUUACUAUUUAAACCAGACGGUUAAAGUUCCAGCUCUGGUUUUGCAUUUUGCCGGGAACAGAUCCAGUGUGACGCUCCCCAGGAGAAAUUAUUUUUACGAAUUUAUGGACGGUGGAGAUGGUAAAGAAGAGAAGAGGAAAAUUGGAUGUUUGAUGUUGAUGAACGGUGGAGAUGAAUCAGAACUUCGAGGUGGUACUGGGGCUAUUCUGGGGAAUUACCAGCAACAAGGGUUUGAGGUGGUUUAUGAUCUGUUGAACAGAAGAGUUGGGUUUGCUAAGAGGAAGUGCGCAUCUUUAUGGGAUUCGCUUAAAUAAGCCUAACAUGCGCUGAAGCCAAUAAAUCUUUGAAAUAAGCCUAACAUGAGCCUCUCCGGUUUGACCGGUGGACCGGAUUGGUUAUGAUCAUGUUUUGGGGAUGAGGUCUUAUCGAACAGUAAUUACGUUGUUGGGAAGUACGUAAAAUAGAUGUAGCUAGCCUUAAUAAUUUCGAUGAAACCAUACUCGAAAGUACAUAAAAGUGUUUACAAUUUUCAAAUAGAUGUCAUAUUAAUUUUGUUUUUUCGUCAUAAUUAAAAGAGGUUGUUAUAUUAUAUGUCGGUUAAGCAUCGCUUUUUAAAAUUAAUUGAGA
Molecule: messenger RNA, 2027 nt
Organism: Arabidopsis thaliana (thale cress)
Lineage: Eukaryota; Viridiplantae; Streptophyta; Magnoliopsida; Brassicales; Brassicaceae
Product: Eukaryotic aspartyl protease family protein
Exons: 1
Coding region: 215-1714 (499 amino acids)
Biological process (GO): proteolysis
Molecular function (GO): aspartic-type endopeptidase activity
Source: RefSeq, marked reviewed